Messenger RNA from Megalops cyprinoides (Indo-Pacific tarpon), 591 nucleotides. RefSeq names its product retinol binding protein 4, like (gene rbp4l). The record is from RefSeq and is a predicted model, not a curated record. The transcript is spliced from 5 exons. Gene Ontology annotation, molecular function: retinol transmembrane transporter activity; retinoid binding. The coding region runs from base 1 to 591 and encodes 196 amino acids. Lineage: Eukaryota; Metazoa; Chordata; Actinopteri; Elopiformes; Megalopidae.
AUGGACUACUCCAAGUUUGCUCUGUUGGUGGUGCUCCUCUCCUACAUUGAGCGCUGCUGGUCUGCCUCCUGCGUAGUGGACAGCUUCACAGUCAAGCAGGACUUUGACCCCAAGAGAUAUGCUGGGAAGUGGUAUGCCCUGCAGAAGAAAGACCCUGAGGGACUGUUCCUCCAGGACAACAUCUCAGCUGAGUACACCAUUGACGACGAUGGCGCCAUGACUGCAUCCUCCAAGGGCCGCGUCACUCUUUUCGGGUUCUGGGUUGUGUGCGCUGACAUGGCAGCCCAGUACUCCGUCCCUGACCCAGCAACCCCAGGCAAGAUGUUCAUGAACUACCAGGGCCUAGCCAGCUACCUGUCCAGCGGAGGUGACAACUACUGGAUCAUUGACACCGAUUAUGACAAUUAUGCCAUCACCUACGCCUGCCGCACCCUGAAGGAGGAUGGCAGCUGUGACGACGGCUACUCCCUGGUCUUCUCCCGCAACCCCCGCGGCCUUCCCCCCGCCAUCCAGCGUAUCGUCCGCCAGAAGCAGGAGGAGAUCUGCAUGGCUGGACAGUUCGAGCCUGUGCUGCAGUCCGGUGCUUGCUAG